Darwinula stevensoni is the source of this 2462-nucleotide messenger RNA. The record is from the annotation of a GenBank genome assembly. NCBI's taxonomy places the organism in Eukaryota, Metazoa, Arthropoda, Ostracoda, Podocopida, Darwinulidae.
AUGCCUCAAAUCGAGAUAAUACCAUGCAAGGUAUGCGGAGAUAAGAGCUCCGGGGUGCACUAUGGGGUGAUCACGUGCGAGGGCUGCAAGGGGUUCUUCCGGCGGAGCCAGUCCUCGGUGGUCAACUACCAGUGCCCCCGGCAGAAGAACUGCGUGGUCGAUCGCGUCAACCGCAAUCGAUGCCAGUACUGCCGCCUCCAGAAAUGCCUCGCUUUGGGCAUGUCCCGAGACGCGGUGAAGUUCGGUCGGAUGUCAAAGAAGCAGCGAGAGAAGGUGGAAGACGAGGUCCGGACGAUCAAGGCCCAGCUUCGCCUCCAGCCUCCAGGCACCUCGCCGGACUCCAGCGUCUUCGACCCUCAGUUGCCCUCCUCCUCCGACCAAAUCGCCUCCUAUCCCAAUCCCGGUUAUAACUAUGGGAGUGAUCUGGGGACGUACACGCCGAACGGGUACACGGCGUUCACGCCGCAAACCACCAUGACGUUCGACAUGGGCACGGAUUUCGUGGACUCCACCACGUUCGACGUCCGCGCCCAACCCGGGCAUCUGGACACCUUAACUGACAACUCCAGCCAGAUCUCGGAACUGCUGGCCAAGACGGUGGCCGAUGCCCACCUAAGGACCUGUCUGCUGCCCGCAGACCAGAUCGCCGACGCCCUCCGGAAACCCCCCGAUCUCACCAAAGUCCUCUUGUACAAGAAUAUGGCCCACGAGGAGCUGUGGCUCGACUGCGCGCAGAAGUUGACGGCCGUCAUCCAGCAGAUCAUCGAAUUCGCCAAAAUGGUGCCCGGGUUCAUGAAGUUGUCCCAGGACGAUCAGAUCGUCCUACUUAAAGCAGGGAGUUUCGAGCUGGCGGCGCUGCGGAUGAGUCGCUACUACGACUUGGAGCACGAAUCGGUACUGUACGGGGACCUGUCGCUCCCACUGCAAGCCUUCAUGACCUCGGACACGGUGGAGGUGAAGCUGGUGACCAGCCUCUUUGAGUUCGCCCGAGGGAUCGCCGAGAUGAAACUCUCCGACGUCCAGCUAGGGCUCUACUCCGCCUUCAUCCUCCUCGCCCCCGAAGUGCCUGGUGGAGUGGAUCUCUCCAAGACAUCUGUUAACGUAUUACAUCGAUUUAUUUUGACUUUUAUUGUUUUACGCAUGUGUGUCGGACGCGAUGCAGAUCGUCCCGGGUUGAAGGACGUGUCGCAGAUCCAGCGACUGAACGGGGCCGUGCUCCGGGCCUUGAAACAAGAACUAGGGAAGACCCACCCGCUCCCACUCAAGGGCGAUGUCUCCGUCUGUGAUGCUCUCAUUGCCAAGCAGCACUUCCUCCGGGAGGUGAGCAUGCUGCACAUGGAGGCGUUGAGUCGGCUACGACGGAGCACACCUCACUUGGAGUUCCCUGCAUUGCACAAGGAACUCUUCUCUAGUGAAUCCUGAAGUCUCGAGUUUCUCAGAGUCUUUCCCACCAGAAUCAUCUUUCCCUGGGAGAAGGAGAAAGAAUGCCGCCGUCUGGGAAAAGAAGUCCAGUGAAGUCUCAGGAAGUUUUUUUUUGCCCCUCAUCGUCGUCAUCUUCAGUGUUUUUUUUUUGUCCUCACUUCAUCGCGGCGCCGUUCUGGAUCCAACAUGUCUCCCUCUCAGGAAAUGAGAAAACUCCCCAUCGCUCUGAGAAGAACUCACCUCAGAAAAAAAUGAACACAAACACACACACACACACAAAGAAAUGAAGUUGUUCGUGUGAUCUAGGACAAAACGUGGUUUUGUUCGUGUUUGUGGAUGUGAGACAAGUGAGUGACAAGAAAGUUUCUCUCUCAUCCCUGUAAAUAACCUUUCUAAAACCUUUCUCGGUCUGUCUUGGGCUUGAGCUCUUUCUGUGUCGCUUCUGCCCGUACUUAAGGGUCAACGGAGGAGAAAGUUACCAAUUUUGGGGGAAUUUUGGAGAGAGUCCUCACUCCGAGGCAUCUCCUUCCCCGUUUUCGUCCAUCUUUUUCUGCCCAUGGUACAAAGCUCGGUAGAUAUAGAGAGAAACAAAAACACGUUUUUGCAAAACACGGUUUUGCUCGUUGUUGGUCGAGAAUAUUGGGAAUUCCAGAUUCCCAUUCAAGAAUUUAUGGAGACAAUUUUCGAUUAGCCGGAAGCGGGAGAUGAAGACAGGUAAAGGAAAAGGAAAUCAUCUAUGCCUUGUUAAACAGGAAAAAAUGGAUCUGUCAGAUUUUUGCAAACUUUUUCGGCAUGAAUGGAAAGAUCCUCCUACGCACUGUUGAAUAUUUGUGUACAGUUGUUUUUUUUCGGCAUAGAAGAGGAAAGCUGAACCGAGGCAGACACACACACGAGUUCACACACUUUUUUAUUAUUAUUAUUAUUAUUUAUAAUGCCUUUUUUUGACGAGGAAUGGAUGGUUUAUAUUUUAAAGUGCUUUUUCUCCUGUCUCUAUCUCGGGUGCUGUGCUUUUUUUUCCACUCAAGAAUUCUUUUCCCCUC